AGAUGUAAGUAAGCAGCACCCAUGAGAGCGGGAUGAUUGUGAGCAGUGGGGAACUCAUGAGUUACUGCGAAGUGCUAAGAUCAAGGAUCGGAGCAAGGAUGAGACCAGCAGGAGAUGGAAGGCGCACCAAAAGGGGCAGACGCGAUUGAACAGUCGAAGGGAACGGUCGAAAGUGAACAUACGAAUAAAUACGAGAACUCUACAAUUGGCGCAGCCGGUAUUUGAAAUUAAAAGAACCUUAAAAGCUGGAAGAAUGGAUACGGAGCGUUGGCCGUUGGAGCCUUUCAACGACGCUGCAAAUUCGGCUGAUUUACGACGAGAAUGGGAAGAGUGGCAUCGUGCGUUAGAAUUGAUUAUAGGACUAAAGUCAAUUAAAACCCAAGAGAAAAAACUAACGUACAUGUUAGCACGAGGGGGAAGGGGCUUGCAGAGAAUAUUUUAUAAUUUGGCUCCAGUUCAAGAAGAAGAGAAAAUUCAAAGCGUUAAAAUACCUUUUCGGCCUAAAGAAACCCCUGUUUAUGACAACGCAGUAAAACGAUUGAAUAACUUUUUUGUUGGAAAGAGAAAUGAAAGAAUCGAAUUAGAAAUAUUUCGAUCGCUUAAGCAAAAAGGGGACGAAACAUUUAACCAAUUUGUACUCAGGAUUAGAACUCAGGCAGCAAAAUGUGAUUUCCAAACACGCACAGCGAAAGAGAUUUUUCACCAAAUUACCAUCGGAGCGAAAGAUGAAAGGGUGCGAGACAAGGGCAUGGAAAACUCCAUGGGGAUUGAUGAAUUAAUCAACUACGCCAUAAAUCGGGAGGUGCUAAUGGAACAAAAGCGGAAGAAUGCUGAGAGUAGCGGAGCAGAAACACAAAUUGCUCAUGUGCGUAGAGAAGGGGCAACAUAUUCUCGCGCUAACGCGUGUUUGCGUUGCGGAUCAUGGCGACACCAAGCAAAUGCGAAAGAAUGCACCGCGCGACAAUCACGCUGCAACAAGUGUGGGACCAUUGGCCAUUUUGCCAGGGUAUGCAAGAAACGUGACUACGAAGGACGCGAAAACACAAGAUACCAGUGGAAGAAACCAAAAGAGGCAAAUGUCGUCUAUGGAAAUAAGGAAAAUAAUUGGUCCAACAAAAAUGAACGGGAAGAGGAAAAACAAAGUGACAAUGGCAUCAUUACAUGUUUUGUUGAUUGUCUUCCAGUAAACUUUUUGAUUGACUCGGGAGCAGCGAUAAACACAGUAACACCAGAAGUAUGGAGACAACUAAAACAAAUUAAAGCUACUAUCGUUCAGCAUGAAGUAGACAGCGACCUCCGUAUAACGGCGUAUGCGACUAAACAACCGUUGAAACUACAAGGAAAAUUUGAGGCAUGGGUAAAAGUGAACGAAGCUAAACCUAAAGUGUACGCGCAAUUUUUCGUAGUAGAACAAAGUGGGAAAUGCUUAUUAGGGAAAAGAACAGCAGAGGCACUGCGUGUGUUAAAAGUUGGUUUGGAGGUAUUGCAAAUCGAUAAAACAAAGAAGGCUUUUCCUAAGUUUCCAGACAUUCAGGUGAAAUUGUCAAUUGAUAAAGCGGUAGUGCCAAAGAAGAUAUCUUAUUUAAGAGUGCCAAUAGCAUUAGAAGAGAAAGUUGAGCGAAAAAUCCAAGACAUGCUAGACACAGACAUAAUUGAACCGGUUAAGGGACCAGUAGAUUGGAUAUCGCCUAUGGUGGUGGUGCCAAAAGGGAAAGACGAUAUACGAAUAUGCAUCAAUAUGCGUGGCCCGAAUCAGGCUAUCCAUCGAGAACACUACCCACUACCAGUAAUUGAUACUUUACUCAACAAGUUGAGAGGUUCACGUCUAUUUUCAAAGUUAGACAUUACUUCGGCUUACCAUCAUGUAGAACUGCACCCUGCUUCUAGGGAUAUCACGGCGUUCAUGACAAACAAAGGGUUAAUGAGAUUUAAGAGAUUAAUGUUUGGCAUAAAUUGUGCACCGGAAAUUUUCCAAAGAAUUAUGUGCCAAAUGUUGGUAGGGAUCGAAGGUGUCGUGGUUUAUAUCGAUGACAUAGUAGUAGCAGGAGAAUCAAAAGAGCAGCAUGAUCAUCGUCUGAAGGAGGUCUUAGAAAUUUUAAAGAGGAACAAUGCUACACUUAAUGAAGAAAAGUGCACUUAUGGAGUGACUUGUUUAGAAAUCCUGGGAUACAACGUUAGUGCUGAAGGAAUAGCUCCGUCAGAAGAAAAGAUCGUAGCGAUCAAAAAUUUCAGGAAACCGGAAACUAAGGAAGAAGUUAGGAGUUUUCUAGGUUUAAUCAAUUUUGUCGGACAAUUUAUUCCAGACCUUUCAACAAAAUCGGAACCUUUACGGAAGUUGAUCCGUGGCGACACUAAAACAUUUGGGAAGGACGAAGAGAUAGCGUUUGAUGAGUUGAGAAGAGAGCUGUGUAAUACAGUAAGAAGGCUAGGUUUUUUUGAUCCUGGAGACAAGACGGAACUUUACACGGAUGCUUCUCCGGUAGGUUUAGGAGCAGUACUAGUUCAACGGACACAUGCAGGGGAAGCUCGCAUAAUUAGUUUUGCUUCUAAAGGUUUGACAAAAACCGAAAGAAUAUACCCACAAACCCAGCGCGAGGCUCUUGCAAUAGUAUGGGCGGUGGAAAAGUUCUACUAUUACCUGUUUGGAACACAGUUUACCAUUUUUACUGACCAUAAAACCCUACAGUACAUCUUUGAGGGGAAGCAUCAGAAUGGUAGAAGAGCUUGCUCUAGGGCAGAAGGUUGGGCGCUUCGCUUACUUCCUUAUAGGUAUGAAGUUAAGCACAUUCCAGGGCCUACUAAUAUAUCGGAUAUAUUGUCACGACUGUGCCCUGUGGCUGAAGACAAUCCGUUUGAUGAAAACACAGAGCAUUUUCUAUACGCUGUGGGCGACGAAUACGUUGCGAUAACACUACCUCAGAUUAAGGAAAGCACGGCUCAAGACGAAACGUUGAAGAAAGUUAUGGCAGCUAUUAAGAACCAGGCAUGGGAUCCAAGUUUGGCACAUUUUCAAGCCUUUGAAAAUGAGUUAGGAAUACUGGAUGGAAUCGUUGUUAGAAACGAUCGAAUUGUUCUCCCUGCUAACUUACGACGACAUGCAAUGCAAAUUGCUCACAGAGGACAUCCUGGUGUAGUAAGCAUGAAAAGAAAUCUAAGAGAACGAUUAUGGUGGCCGUAUAUGGACCGAGAAGUGGAUAGUUAUGUACGAGAAUGUGAAGGAUGCACAUUAGUCGCACCUUCGGGACAGGCAGAACCCAUGAUUAGGAAAACAAUGCCCGAGCGAGCUUGGCAGGAUAUUGCUAUAGAUUUCUUUUGCGCUAAAGAGCACGCAACGUUCUUAGUAAUAGUAGAUUACUACAGCAGGUAUAUGAAGAUUAUAGAAAUGAGCAACACAUCGGCAACAAAAACAAUUGAAGCAUUGGAAGUAGUUUUCAAAGAACAAUCAUAUCCAGAAACUAUCAGAAGUGACAACGGGCCACCAUUUUCAAGCGAAGAAUUUAAGGGAUAUUGUUGCAAAAAGAAUAUGCGGUUAAUUCAUACUAUUCCUUAUUGGCCCCAAAUGAAUGGGUUAGUAGAACGAAAUAAUCAAGGAAUAUUGAGAGCAUGGCGCAUAGCUAAGGCCACUGGAGCAUGUUGGAGAACAGCGAUCAAAGAGCACGAACAUAUGUAUAAUUUAACACCCCAUUCAACAACCGGCAAGGCCCCAUUAGAGCUGCUAACAGGGAGACCUGUUAAAGAUUUGUUGCCAUCGUUAAAAGCGGAUCCCAGUUGGAAUAGGGAUGAGAACGAGAAAGAUACCGAUGCAAUACGUAAAAUGAAAGGGAAAAUUUAUGCCGAUAAUAGACGGGGCUCAAAAGUUUCAGAGAUAUCAGAAGGAGACAUAGUAAGAAUUCGAAAUUAUGUUCCAGGGAAACUAGAAACAAGAUGGUCAAAGGAAAGGUACGAAGUCAUAAAGAAAGCUGGAAACGACACAAUUAUAGUUAGCGAGCAGGGAGUACGAUACCGGCGACCGGUUGCACAUCUUAAAAAGAUUGAAGCGCCAUCUACUAUGCACGAACCCACAAAUAAUUGUACCGCACAAAAUAAUAAUAAGGAAAAGGUAGACGUAGAAACUGCCAAGGCAGAGGGUACCAAUAGAGUAAAACGAAUUUGUAAGGUCCCUCUGAAGUAUCGGUAAAGCAACAUUUUUUUUUCUUAUAAAUUGGACGAGAAAAGGGAUGUAGAGAUGUAAGUAAGCAGCACCCAUGAGAGCGGGAUGAUUGUGAGCAGUGGGGAACUCAUGAGUUACUGCGAAGUGCUAAGAUCAAGGAUCGGAGCAAGGAUGAGACCAGCAGGAGAUGGAAGGCGCACCAAAAGGGGCAGACGCGAUUGAACAGUCGAAGGGAACGGUCGAAAGUGAACAUACGAAUAAAUACGAGAACUCUAC
Anopheles funestus (African malaria mosquito) is the source of this 4426-nucleotide messenger RNA. RefSeq lists its product as uncharacterized. The record is from RefSeq and is a predicted model, not a curated record. The coding region runs from base 254 to 4177 and encodes 1307 amino acids. Gene Ontology annotation, molecular function: zinc ion binding; aspartic-type endopeptidase activity; nucleic acid binding. Gene Ontology annotation, biological process: proteolysis; DNA integration. Lineage: Eukaryota; Metazoa; Arthropoda; Insecta; Diptera; Culicidae. The transcript has 3 exons.